AUGCCCGUUUCGUUCGUUUCGACCUGGUCGUCAACCGUCAUCAUCAUCGCCAUCGCCAUCACAACCAUCCAAACCAUCAUCACCACGACCAUCAACAUCUACACAUCUUGUGACCAGCGCUGCCAACCUCGCUGCUUCGCUGCUUGGCGCCACAACGCUCGCUCGCCAACACUUCAUGACUACGACGAGAGCUGGGCUUUGACUCUACCAACAACCAAACGUGAUGAACAGUCCACGCCAGGCACCAUGUUCCCUAGCGAGACGGGGACCGAGGGCACCGCCGCCGCGGCCGACAUGGCCCCGUGCGGCGGCGCCGGCGCCGACACGACGCACUCGCACUGCUGCAACCAGGGCUGGGCCUGCCUGAGCAACGGCCUCUGCAUGGCCGCCGGGCAGGAUCCCGCCCAGCUCGCCGGCGCAACCCUCAUGCGCGGCGCCUGCACCGACCAGACCUGGACGAGCCCCGACUGCCCGCGGUGGUGCACCAAUGCCGAGGACCUCGACGACCUCAACGUGCCCCAGCCCAUCGCCGCAUGCCAGGCCGUGCCUGGCGCCUUUUACUGCGCCAACUCGGACGACGCCGCCGACUGCGACGAGGAAGAGGAGGUCAUCCGCUUUUCCGGCGGCGCCCCGUCCGCCGUGACCACGAUAGGUGUGUCGCCUACGUCCACGUCAGAUUCUUCCUCGGCAACAUCCGGCGGCGCCUCCCAGACCUCCACUUCACCCGCCGACGCUGCCACCUCGGCCGCCGAGUCCGGCUCGGGCGGCGAUGGCGGUGGCGGUGGCGGCGGCUCUGGCGGCGGCGGCGACUCCAACGCCCUCGAAAUUGGCCUCGGCGUCGGUAUCGGUGUCGGCGGUCUCGGUGUCCUCGCGGCCCUCAUCUUCUUUUUCCUCUGGCGCCGGCGUGUUCGAAAGACAAAGGCAGCUGCGGACGCUCUUGAAGCCAACGAGGCUGCCGCCGCAGCGUCCAGCCCGACCGAUGCCGACGGUGAAAAGGGCACCCCCAGCUCCGCUGGCCCAUGGAGCCCCGUGUCCGGCAGUAGCGAGCUGCCGACGACUGUGUCACGGGAUGUGCAGGAGGCCGGCGCCGACUCGGCCGUCUUCGAGGCUCCGGUGGGACAUACCACAGCAGGGAGGGCCGAGGCGCCCGAGGAUCCGCGGAGGUUCGAGGCUCCCGUUUUUCAAGGCACGCAGGGACGGCAUGAGUUGGCUUGA
This is a messenger RNA of Verticillium dahliae VdLs.17, 1215 nucleotides long. RefSeq lists its product as uncharacterized. The transcript has 3 exons. The coding region runs from base 1 to 1215 and encodes 404 amino acids. The record is from RefSeq and is a predicted model, not a curated record. Lineage: Eukaryota; Fungi; Ascomycota; Sordariomycetes; Glomerellales; Plectosphaerellaceae.